Molecule: messenger RNA, 3630 nt
Organism: Adineta ricciae
Lineage: Eukaryota; Metazoa; Rotifera; Eurotatoria; Adinetida; Adinetidae
Source: the annotation of a GenBank genome assembly
AUGCACAUCCGUGAAAUUGUUCUUGAAGGUUUCAAAUCCUAUGCCACUCGAACAACCGUAGGCCCCUUUGAUGAAUAUUUCAAUGCUAUAACAGGUUUAAAUGGCAGUGGAAAAUCCAAUAUCCUUGACUCAAUAUGUUUUGUCAUGGGCAUUACAUCGCUCUCUCAAGUUCGUGCUCAAGCGUUAUCGGAUUUCAUCUAUAAACAAGGUACUGCUGGUGUUACACGAGCGAGUGUUUCCAUCAUGUUCGAUAACCGAAAUAAAGAGCAAGCCCCUGAUGGUUACAAAAUGUUUGAUGAAUUGACUGUUACACGUAUUGUUGAAUCAAACAAGUCGAAAUAUUUGUUAAACGGAAAAAAUGCUACGCAAUCAGCGAUACAUGAUCUAUUCAAAUCGGUUUCGUUGAAUGUGAACAAUCCACGCUUUCUCAUCUUACAAGGUCAAGUGACGAAAGUGUCCAAAUCCAAGCCGCAAGAAAUUCUUGGUCUCAUCGAAGAAGCUGCUGGUACACGUAUGUACGAUCAAAAGAAAGCUGAAGCUUUGAAAACGAUCGCUAAAAAAGAUGAUAAAUUAAAAGAAAUUCGUACAACGAUCGAUACUGAUAUUACACCAACGAUUAAUAAAUUGCAACAAGAUGAACAAAACUAUAAAAUGUAUACUGAGUUGAAAAAACGUUAUAAAUUAGUUAACGAUCAAUUGAUUGCUUACGAAUACUGGCAAUUGAUAACAUCGGUUAAACAAACAGAAAUCGAUGUAGAAAAUAUGGAAUUACAAACUAGUGAAUAUCAAGAACGAAAUGGUGAUAUAACAGAAGAGAUUCAACAAAUUCAUGCUGAAGUGAAAAGUAUUGAGAAAGAGAGAAACGAAAAUGUUGGCAAUGAAGUAUCAGAAUUACAAACAGUUUAUGAUAAAGAACUGGUCGAACUUCGCAAUGCAACGAAUGAAAACGAUCGACUGUCGAAACAAUUGACUCAGUACAAACAACAGUUGUCGGAUUCAGAACAACAACACAAACAAUUGACAAACUCGAUUGAACAAUUAGAGAAAGAUAUCGAUUCCAGUCGUGAACAACUAGCUGAGUCAGAUAAAAAAGUUCUUACAGAUGCCGAACAUGUAAAACAACUACAACGGCGUCAUGAAGCUGUUAGCACGGGUACAGCUGUGGUUGAAAGUAGUUCACAAGCAGUUGUUGGACCCAAUGAUGAUAGUCGUUUGACAAAUAAAGAAAAAUUGGACAAAUACAAAGAACAACGUGGAGAGAUUGCAACAAAAAUCAAACAAUUACAACAACGAAUUGAUCAUUCCGCUGGUGAAUUAAAAAAACUACGCACCGAACAGAAAUCAGUGACAUCAAAACAAGGCACCUAUUCUUCGAUGCGUAGUGAAUUUGAUAAGAAGAAAGGCAUUUUAACUCAAUGUGAAAAAGAUCUAGCUAAGUUACAAUUUGAUGUUGAACGCCUGAAACAAAUUCGCGCCGAUGUUCGAGCCGAUGAUGAAAAUAUGGCACGCGAUCAAAAUCGUCUGCAACAAAUGAAACGUCAAAAUCAUCAAUUAGACUUUCAAUACACAAAUCCAACACCAAAUUUCGAUCGAGUCAAACAUGUUCAUGGUUUAGUAGCAACAUUAUUCAACAUAAAUGACAAAAAGUAUGCUCAGGCAUUAGAAUUAACAGCCGGUGGUAAACUGUUCAACGUUGUUGUUGACACUGAUGAAACAAGUAAACUUUUGUUUAAAUAUGGUGAUCUAAAAAAGCGUAUUACAUUCGUUCCAUUGAAUCGAAUAACAUCAAAUUUAAUUCCAAAGAAUAAAAUCGAAGCAGCACGACGCGAACUUGGCGAUCCAAAUGCGAUCUUUUUAGCAAAGGAUCUCGUCAAUUACAAUCAUUCGAAAUAUGAAACCUUGAUGAAUUACGUAUUUGGUUCGACGGUUAUUUGUGCGAACUCAACUAUAGCUCAACGAGUGGCGUUCGACGAGAAACUAGGUUUAAAUGCCAUGGCAAUCACACUUGAUGGUGAUGUUUACAAUCCAGCUGGUAUUCUGUCCGGCGGUGAUCGCGGCGGAGCGAAUCGUGGACCAACAUUACUUGAGAUUGUCGCGGAAAUGAACCAAUUGGAAGAACAUAUUCGGCAGUACAAUACGAAUAAUCGACAAGAGUUAACGAAACUCGAACGUGACUAUGUGCAGUAUCAGAAUUUUCAACAACAAAUUGACUCGUUGACCAACGAACUGCAGUUAUUGGAAUUGAAGUUGGCACAAAACGAUGAGCAUCGAUUACAAACAGAUAUCAAUACGUUAGAACAACAAGAAAUCAGUAACAAGAAAGAAUUGGAAGAACAACGGCAAGAAGAGAAGAAUCUUACAGAAAAAAUCAAUGAAUUGGAAAGAUUAUUCAAGAAUGAAGGCGAAGCCAAGAAAAAGGAGUUAGCAGAAAUCGAACAAUUGAUGAAAAAAGCUGAAAAACAGGUCGAGUCAAGUCGAAAACGUUCGAGAGAUAUGCAGACGCAAAUCAAAGAUUUGGAAAUGCAAUUGGAUACUCAACGAACUGAACUUGAAACAUUGACUUCGGACAUGAAUACUCUGCGAGGAACGAUAGAAACGUGUACACAGUCGUCGAAUGAGUCGACCAAUGCAUUGGCAGAGAAGCAAAGUGAAGUCGAUAAGUUAUUAUCGAAUUUGCAAAUGAAACGUUCGCGUUUAACUGAAUACAACAAUCGUAUUCAUUCUUUGCAUCAGAAAGAACAACAAUUAAUCAAGGAACGUCGUGAAAUCGAAUUACAAUUAGAAAAGAAUAAACAUUCCAUUGUUGAUUUACAAAAUAUCGUCAAAGAAUCGGUUCGACGACGACAACUAAUUAUCGAAAAGCACGGUCGAUGGAUUGAAGAAGAAAAAGAGAAGUUUGGUGUACCUGGCGGACAAUACGAUUUCGCUUCAAUGAACAUCGCCAGAAUGCAAAAGGAUGCCAAGGACGACAAAGAAAAAGUCACGAAGAUGAGUAAACAUGUCGACGAACGAGCAAUGACCUUAUUAGAACAAAAACGAGCAAUGUACAAACAGCUAUUAACUAAGCAAAAGAAAGUAUUGAAGGAUAAAGCGAAUAUUGAACGUGUCGUUGCUGAAUGGGACAAGAAGAAGCAAGAAGCUCUACGAAUUGCUUGGCAGCGUGUAAAUAAAUCCUUCGGUGAAAUAUUUUCCACAUUACUUCAUAAUGCCAAUGCAAAAUUAACAUCUCUUAAUGGCCACUAUGAUGCCGACCGAGCUCCCAAGGAUUUGGUAUUAACUGGUUUAGAAAUCAAAGUUCAAUUCGGCUCAUUGUGGAAGGAAACAUUAGAUGAGUUAAGUGGUGGUCAACGUUCAUUAGCUGGUCUCUCACUAGUUCUCGCUUUACUUCAAUAUAGUCCAGCUCCAUUGUACAUUCUCGAUGAAGUUGAUGCUGCUUUAGAUAUGUCUCAUACGCAAAACAUUGGUUUAGUUAUACGAAAAAGUUUUCGCAAUGCACAAUUUAUUAUUGUUUCAUUAAAAGAUGGAAUGUUUUCCAAUGCCAAUGUGUUAUUUACAACGAAAUUCGUCAAUGGAAUCUCGACAGUGUCUCGGGCAGAAAAUGUUCCAAAUAAGAAAACAAAAGAAAAAUAA